UUUUCAACAAUCACCACUACUCCAACUCCUCCACCGACGCGGCGAAGAAGGCCAACCACUCCCAGCAAAUACUUUGUUCCUCCUGUAUUCGGAGAGAAUGGUACGCUGCUGUUCGGAAACUUCACAGACGAAUGGGGCAACUAUACGAACUACACGACCGUCGAGCCCUACACCGGUCCACCCACACUCGGGUACAACAGAAGAGAGUGCAUGCUUGCCGCUGUAGGGAUUCCUGUACUUCAUGCUGAAUCGCAAUAUGGAGAGGUAGGAUCAUGGAUGCGUGACUCUCACCCGCAAUCCGAUCAUAUGGCUCAGAAACGCUGGGUAACCGACGGUUACGCUUCGCCGGUACUCUUAUGA
This is a messenger RNA of Ostertagia ostertagi, 360 nucleotides long. The record is from the annotation of a GenBank genome assembly. NCBI's taxonomy places the organism in Eukaryota, Metazoa, Nematoda, Chromadorea, Rhabditida, Trichostrongylidae.